Molecule: messenger RNA, 856 nt
Organism: Helicoverpa armigera (cotton bollworm)
Lineage: Eukaryota; Metazoa; Arthropoda; Insecta; Lepidoptera; Noctuidae
Exons: 4
Coding region: 103-570 (155 amino acids)
Source: RefSeq, a predicted model, not a curated record
GAUUUUGAUUUCAAAAGAUAAUACUGAUCCAUGUUGUUACGGUAGCAAUAACCACGUAUCUGAUCGAUAAUAACAUCAAAAUUUUACCUCAAUAAUGAUUGUAUGACUGUUAUCCCUGAGAGGGCGAAUAUAGUAUACACGAACCCCAAAUUCCUGGAGAACACGACGAUCACCGUGCGCCGCUAUAGCAGGAAGUCUCCCUACUAUGUCAACCUUGUUGGCUUCACUAAACAUGAAUGGAACAACAAUAUUACGGUGGACGUAGUUCUCAAGCAGUUCUUGCAUAACGAGUACCGACGUUCAUUUAUUGAGAUGCAUUACAAAUUAUGCGAUUUCAUAAACAAGGAGCCUUUUGUAGGGGGCGCUGCAAAAAAUGCCGGCCUACGGUGCCCUAUGCCAGCCGGACAUCAAGCUAUGGUGAACAUGACGGCUCCUACAGAAAACUUUCCGAAUGUGUUUCCCUUCGAGAGAGGCAGCGUGGACAUCGACAUUUCCGUCACAGGCACGAAGGAGUUGGUCAUGCAGAUGUCCAUCAAAUUAACCUUCAUACAGAAGAAAAUUGCAAUAUAAAAUGCAUUUUUAUGAAAGAUACUGAUCGUUUUGAAGCACAAUGCUAUCAAUCAAGCACUUAGGUACCCACAGACCCACUGAGUGAUCUGUAUUGUUAAAGAUUAACAGGUAUUCAGAUCAGCACAACAGUAUCCAGAUUUACAAUCACCCAUUAAUGUUUUUUUUUCUUUCUAUAUAACUUAAAUAGUUAGUUUGUUUUUGAAACUCUUUUAUUUUUCUUGUUAAUGUUUUAAAAUAGCAAGAACAAACCAAAUCCAGAAGCGCUAACUGACUGCUCGGCGGCUUU